This is a messenger RNA of Sphaerodactylus townsendi, 14770 nucleotides long. RefSeq names its product calcium voltage-gated channel subunit alpha1 I (gene CACNA1I). The record is from RefSeq and is a predicted model, not a curated record. Gene Ontology annotation, biological process: neuronal action potential; sodium ion transmembrane transport; calcium ion transmembrane transport. Lineage: Eukaryota; Metazoa; Chordata; Lepidosauria; Squamata; Sphaerodactylidae. Gene Ontology annotation, cellular component: voltage-gated sodium channel complex; voltage-gated calcium channel complex; plasma membrane. Gene Ontology annotation, molecular function: voltage-gated sodium channel activity; low voltage-gated calcium channel activity. The coding region runs from base 13 to 6249 and encodes 2078 amino acids. The transcript has 35 exons.
GAGUGUGUCAGCAUGAUGGUGAUCCUGUUGAACUGUGUGACCCUUGGGAUGUACCAGCCCUGCGAUGAUAUGGACUGCCUUUCCAACAGAUGUCAAAUUUUGCAGGUAUUUGAUGACUUCAUUUUCAUCUUCUUUGCUAUGGAGAUGGUGCUGAAAAUGGUGGCGUUAGGUAUCUUUGGCAAGAAAUGCUACCUUGGAGACACCUGGAACCGCCUGGAUUUCUUCAUUGUCAUGGCUGGGAUGGUGGAAUAUUCUCUGGAUCUCCAAAACAUUAACUUGUCUGCAAUCCGCACUGUACGCGUUCUGAGACCCCUCAAAGCUAUCAACCGUGUGCCUAGUAUGCGGAUCCUGGUGAAUUUGCUGCUGGACACCUUGCCCAUGCUGGGGAAUGUUCUGCUUCUCUGCUUUUUUGUCUUCUUCAUCUUUGGCAUCAUUGGAGUACAGUUGUGGGCUGGACUGCUGAGAAACCGAUGUUUCAGGGAUGAGAACUUAACAAUACAAGGUAACAUCACCCUUCCUCCCUACUAUCAACCUGAGGAGGAGGAUGAAAAGCCCUUCAUCUGUUCACUGUCAGGAGAUAAUGGUAUCAUGGGGUGCCAUGAGAUUCCUCCACUGAAGGAGCGGGGACAUCAAUGCUGUUUGGACAAGGAUGACUAUUUCUACUACAUCUCUGUGAGGCAGGAGUUCAACGUCAGCGGCAUGUGUGUCAACUGGAACCAAUAUUACAACGAGUGCAGAACAGGCAAUUCUAAUCCACACAAAGGGGCUAUAAAUUUUGACAAUAUUGGCUAUGCAUGGAUUGUUAUAUUUCAGGUGAUUACACUGGAAGGGUGGGUGGAGAUUAUGUACUAUGUGAUGGAUGCUCAUUCAUUCUACAACUUCAUCUAUUUCAUCCUUCUGAUCAUUGUGGGCUCAUUCUUUAUGAUCAACCUAUGCCUGGUGGUCAUUGCCACGCAGUUUUCAGAGACAAAGCAGCGGGAGCACCAGCUGAUGCAAGAGCAAAGAGCACGGUACCUGUCCUCUAGCACUGUCGCCAGCUACAUGGAACCAGGAGACUGCUAUGAGGAGAUCUUCCAGUACGUCUGCCAUAUUGUGCGCAAAGCCAAGCGCCGUACUCUUGGCUUCUACAACAGCCUGCAGGAUCGACGCCUAGGCCGAACACCACCAACUACUGUCAAGCGGAGGAUGAGUAGGAAAAAUCAGAGGCAAUACAGGCGUUGCCGGAAACACAAUUCUGUUGAUUACAUGCCACCAACUCUUGGUCAGCCUAUUGCCAUGUCAGUGACCUCUGAUCCCAGCAAUUGUCCAAGCUGUCACAAGACCCAACAGGAAGCAGCCCGAAGACUUUCUGUGCUGGAUAGUGCCGAUUCAGAUCAGGAGGAAGGAGGGGAAGCCAGUGAUGAAGAUGGAGAUGGGAGGAAGGGAAGUGAGGGGGCUGCAGACCUGGAGAAGGAAGAGGAAGAUGGAGAAGAAGGCAGACAACUGACACAUUGUGGUUAUGUGUGGCAAGAAGUGAGGUUCAAGCUGAGGGGAAUUGUGGAAAGCAAGUACUUCAACCGUGGGAUCAUGAUCGCCAUCCUUGUGAACACCAUCAGCAUGGGUAUUGAGCACCAUGAACAGCCUGAAGAACUAACCAACAUUUUGGAGAUCUGCAAUGUGGUGUUUACCAGCAUGUUUGCCCUGGAGAUGAUCUUGAAACUUGCUGCCUUUGGACUCUUUGAUUAUCUCCGCAACCCUUACAACAUCUUUGACAGCAUUAUCGUCAUCAUCAGUAUCUGGGAGAUCAUCGGUCAGGCAGAUGGAGGCUUGUCAGUGCUGAGGACAUUUCGGCUGCUUAGGGUGCUGAAACUGGUGAGAUUCAUGCCUGCCUUGCGGCGUCAGCUAGUCGUGCUAAUGAAGACCAUGGACAACGUGGCUACUUUCUGCAUGCUUCUCAUGUUGUUUAUCUUUAUAUUCAGCAUCCUGGGAAUGCACAUCUUUGGAUGUAAAUUCAGCCUCAGGACAGACACAGGAGACACAGUUCCAGAUCGGAAGAAUUUUGACUCUCUGCUUUGGGCCAUUGUCACUGUGUUCCAGAUACUCACUCAGGAGGACUGGAACGUUGUUCUGUAUAAUGGCAUGGCCUCAACUUCCCCUUGGGCAUCCCUUUAUUUUGUGGCUCUCAUGACAUUUGGCAACUAUGUUCUCUUCAAUCUGCUGGUGGCCAUCCUAGUGGAGGGAUUCCAGGCUGAGGGCGAUGCUAACCGGUCGUAUUCAGAUGAGGAUCAGAGUUCGUCAAACAUAGAGGAGUUUGACAAGUGCCUGGACAGCUUGGAUCCAAAGCUCUGUGCAGUUCCUAUGACCCCAAAUGGACAUCUUGACCCCAGCAUUCCUUGUCUCAACCAACCUGGGGCAGCUGCUGGAAUUAUUCAUCCUUCCCGCCAUACUCUGCAGCCAGAGCAAGUUCUUGUUGCCCUUGAAUCCAGGAAAAGCAGCGUGAUGUCUCUGUCUAGCUCUCGUAGUUCUCACUAUGGAGCAUGGGGCCGGAGCGGGGGCUGGGGCAGCCGGCGCUCCAGCUGGAACAGCCUUGCAAGAGGCCACAGUCUCAAACACAAGCCUCCUUCAGCUGAGCAUGAGUCACUCUUAUCUGGGGAAAGGCACCGGACCUCUGAGGGAGAACGAGAAGGUCUGGUCAGAGUGCGACACCAUCGACGGACACUCUCCCUAGAUACUAAAGGCUCCUCUGAUCUGGUUGAGUUGGCACCAUCUGGCCCACCCAAUCACAGGGCGUCACGGAGGAUAGGUGUGACCACAGGGCCUACUGAGCAUCAGAACUGUAAUGGUAAAAUGCCAGCUAUCACAAAGGACAUCUUCCCAGAAAUGAACAAUCGCAAGGACCAUGGAGAAGAUGAGGAGGAGAUAGACUAUAGCCUAUGUUUCCGCAUCAAAAAGAUGAUAGAGGCUUACAAGCCAGACUGGUGUGAAUUACGGGAGGACUGGUCAAUCUACCUCUUCUCACCACAAAACAGGUUCCGCAUCCUCUGCCAAACUAUUAUUGCUCAUAAACUCUUUGAUUACAUCGUCUUGGCCUUCAUCUUCCUGAAUUGCAUCACUAUUGCCCUGGAGAGACCUCAGAUUGAACAGAGGAGUACAGAGAGAAUCUUUCUUACAGUUUCUAAUUACAUCUUCACAGCAAUCUUUGUUGCUGAAAUGACAUUGAAGGUAGUCUCCCUUGGCCUAUAUUUUGGGGAACAGGCCUAUCUCCGGAGCAGUUGGAAUAUUCUGGAUGGCUUCUUGGUGUUUGUGUCUAUCAUUGACAUCGUAGUUUCAGUGGCCUCUGCUGGUGGAGCCAAAAUUUUGGGGGUUCUACGAGUUCUCCGACUACUGCGUACUUUACGCCCACUCAGGGUCAUAAGCCGCGCACCGGGCCUCAAGCUGGUCGUUGAGACGCUAAUUUCUUCCCUCAAGCCUAUUGGGAACAUUGUCCUCAUUUGCUGUGCUUUCUUCAUCAUCUUUGGCAUUCUUGGGGUGCAGCUCUUUAAGGGGAAGUUCUUCCAUUGCCUCGGUGUGGAUAUCCGAAACAUCACCAACAGGUCGGACUGCAUGGCUGCCAAUUACAAGUGGGUACAUCACAAAUACAACUUCGACAAUCUGGGCCAGGCUUUGAUGUCCCUGUUUGUGCUGGCUUCCAAAGACGGCUGGGUCAACAUUAUGUACAAUGGACUGGAUGCUGUUGCUGUUGACCAGCAGCCUGUGACCAACAAUAACCCUUGGAUGCUCCUCUACUUCAUUUCCUUUUUGCUCAUCGUCAGCUUUUUCGUGCUCAACAUGUUCGUGGGAGUGGUUGUGGAGAACUUUCACAAAUGUAGACAGCAUCAAGAGGCAGAGGAGGCCCGCCGUCGAGAGGAGAAACGGCUGAGACGCCUGGAGAAGAAGCGUAGGAAAGCACAGCGCUUGCCGUAUUAUGCCACCUACUGUUCUGUCCGCCUUCUCAUCCAUUCAGUCUGCACCAGCCACUACUUGGACAUCUUCAUCACCUUCAUCAUUUGCCUCAACGUCGUCACCAUGUCCCUGGAGCACUACAACCAGCCAAUGUCUCUGGAGACUGCCCUCAAGUACUGCAACUACAUGUUCACUGCAGUCUUUGUGUUGGAGGCCGUUCUGAAGCUUGUGGCCUUUGGGCUGAGACGUUUCUUCAAAGACAGGUGGAACCAACUGGACCUGGCCAUUGUUCUGCUCUCAGUCAUGGGCAUCACUCUGGAAGAGAUUGAAAUCAACGCUGCCCUUCCCAUCAACCCCACCAUCAUUCGCAUCAUGAGAGUGCUGCGCAUUGCCCGAGUCCUGAAGCUGUUGAAGAUGGCGACCGGGAUGCGGGCCUUGCUAGACACAGUUGUGCAAGCGCUGCCACAGGUGGGAAACCUUGGCUUGCUGUUCAUGCUCCUGUUUUUCAUCUAUGCUGCCCUCGGAGUGGAGCUCUUUGGAAAGCUUGUAUGCAAUGAUGAGCACCCCUGUGAGGGAAUGAGUCGGCAUGCUACCUUUGAGAACUUUGGGAUGGCUUUCCUCACGCUAUUUCAGGUCUCCACAGGUGACAACUGGAAUGGAAUUAUGAAGGACACCCUUCGUGACUGCACCCAUGAUGACCGGAGUUGUCUCAGCAAUCUGCAGUUCAUCUCACCACUGUACUUUGUGAGUUUUGUGCUCACGGCCCAGUUUGUCCUCAUCAAUGUAGUAGUAGCUGUACUCAUGAAGCACCUAGAUGACAGCAACAAGGAAGCACAGGAGGACGCCGAAAUGGAUGCUGAGAUUGAGCUUGAGAUGGCCCAUGGGCUGUGCCCAUGUGGCUCUAGCUCGCCAGGCUCCGGACAAGAUGGAGGAGGUGGAAGAGUGGACCCUGAAGGACACCUAUGCAUGACGUGUUACUCUCCUGCACAGGAGAACUUAUGGCUGGACAGUGUCUCUUUAAUUAUUAAGGACUCCUUCGACGGGGAGUUAAUGAUCAUCGAUAACCUAUCGGGCUCCGUCUUCCAUCAUUACUCCUCGCCGGCCAUGUGCGAGAAGUGUAACCAUGACAAGCAAGAGGUCCAGUUGGCUGAAAUGGAAGGCUUAUCACUGAACUCUGAUAAGUCUUCUAUCCUGCUAGGGGAUGAUGAAGACAACCACAGCGUUGAUCAGCUGAGCCCUAAGGAAACUCAGGAUGGUCUGGACAGUACCAACUCCCUGGGGAUGGAAGAUUUGGAGGAAUGUCUCCUAUCCUUGGCAGACCCAGAAGCUUCUCCAGCUCCAGAAAGUUAUUUAUGUGAAAUGGAAGAAACUGCCUUUAGUCCAGUCCAGUCUUGGCUGAAGAAUGAGGGCAACCAAGGUCCUACUACCCCCUUCUCUUCAGAUACAAGCAAUCCUCUGUUACCAGUUCCAGCAGAGUUUUUCCAACCAGUUGUCUCUGCCAAACGACCAGCUCAGGAGAAAGCUUCCUGCCCAGAGAAUCUCCCUAAAAUCUCUCUGCAGGCUUCUUGGGUAUCACUGCAAUCUCCAAGUGUGAACUGCUCACUUAUCCACCAGACCACUGAGAGUGAUACCUCCCUGGAUGACAGCAGGAGCAACAGCUCAGAGGGCAGCUUGCAGACCACACUGGAGGACAGCUUAAACCUCAGUGACUCGCCCCAAUGCACACUGGACCUCCCAGUAACACUGUGCCCAGUGCCAGCAGCCGCCACCCAAAGAGCUUUAGUGGCACCACUUUCCCCUGCCUCUCGAAGGCAGAGCUUGAGGGGUCGAGGGAUUUUCACUCUCCAGAACAUCAGGCGGCACCAACGGAGCCACAGCAGUGGUGGGAGCACCAGCCCUGGUUGCACUUACCAUGACUCCAUGGACCCUUCUGAUGAGGAAGGUGCUGGGAACAGCUUAAGGGGUGGAGGCACCAACAAUGACCAUUCGGAUACUCUCAGCAGUCUCUCUCUCACUUCCCUCUUCUCGCCUCCCCCUCCACCCCAAGGUCUGGCACUCAUGAAGAAGUGCAACAGCACCAGCAGUCUUCAUGCCAAUCCUUCUUCCCGGGGUUCUGCAGGAACUGAAGCUAAGCAGUUCUACUCGGUUGACCCAAGAGGGUUUCUCUCCAUGCCUUCAUGGGUGACGGACUUCUGCAAGAACAGCCCUUCUCCAAGGGAGGACGAGGUGCCAGACCUGGACUCAGACAGCCUUGUGACUGUGGAUCACAGCUCCCCAGCUCCUCCCGAGUUGGAACUGGGAAGUGGGGUUAGCAAGAGGAACAGAUGAGGUUUCCUGGGAGGCUGGGAGGAAAAGCAAACUCUGAACAAAAAAAGCGUGGUUUUGGCUAGUAUUUCCUGACAGCAGUUCUACAUGUGGGGGACUGUGGAAAAGGAAACAAGCAAGCAGCGUGAAAUAUAAAUAUGUUUGUCAGUGUGCGUGUGUGUGUGCGUGCAUACGUGUGUGUGGAAAGCAAAGACUUUUGUACUAUACCUCAGAGACACGAGAGCGUGAAAGCAAUAUGUGAACACCCCACUCAUGCAUGGGACCACUGCUCCUGCAGCCCGAACAGUGGGAGAAAGGAAAUCCAGAGACAACAGUGCCAGGUUAAAGUGAGGGAAGGACCUCCUGCAGAGUAACUGGCUGGAGGCAGCCAUUUACUCCUCUGCUAUACAAAUAUAUAUGUACAGAUAUACAGAAUGAUUUAUUUAUUUUUUUUACAGAGCGCUUAGGACUUUCAGAAAGUGCUAAGCAUGAAAAAGGGCAGGGAUUUUGGGGGCGGGGAAAUCAUUUCAACAUGAAACGAGGAUCAACCACAAGCUGGCUUUUAUCUCUUUGGGGUAAAUCUCAAUGGUUCGUUCCUCUGCUGACCUCCAAAAGAUCCGUCUAGCUUUGCGAUGUAGGUAUCUUGGGGUGAAUACAAGAUCCACAGUUGGAGUUUAGGACAGAGGAGUUUCUCAGGUAGGAUUGCAAAAAGUUAUUAAAUAUUUAAUUGAGGAUCUUGCCCACCCAGCUGAACAGCCAGGUGGCCGUGGGGCAUCGAGGGCCAUUCAGAGUUGCUUUAAAACACAAGGGAAUGAGACUGCUAGCAGUCACAUGGCAACUACUGGAUGCUUCAGUUUUUGUUGAUUUUGCCUUUUUGCUGAGAAAGAAAGCUGCUAAGGGGAAACCGUUCUGUGAUGUCAAGGGUUUUUGUUGGGGUGGGGGUUAUUAAGGGUUUCCCCCCUUGAUUUUCAGUACUUGUGAAGAAUAUAUUUUAGAAGCCCAGAGGUGCAAAAACCAUCUCUAGAGAAAAGUUAUUUUUUACAAAUAUAUCAAAUGAAAAAAUAAAAUUUGAGAGAAUGUUGGGGGGUGGGGGGACUGACAGAAUGAAUCUCAAAUGUAAAACAUGAUCACCUUUCAUGUCCAAGCUGGGUCUCCAAUUUUUUGACCAGUGAGUAUUCAGAGCAACCCUUGAAUGACUGUUCUUUUUAUAGCUUGAUAAUCUAAUUGAAUCCGGUGGCUCUUGAAUGGCAUCAGAUGCCUCUAGCCAGUUGAACAAUUCCAACCAAUUUGCAUUGGGGGGGGGGGGGGAGGUUAGUCUGUGUGCAUGUGUGUGUGUGUGUGAUUGUUUGCGCAUCUGCAAUACAAUGGGUAAUUUAUUCACUAGCAAAUGUUUGGAAUGGUUGUUGCUCACCUUUUCUGUGCUUUGCAAAUGGAGGGCGGAUUGAUUACCAGGGAAAUCGAGGGGAUGUAAUAGGUGGUUUGAUGAGAUUUGCUCAGUUAUACCAAUGUCAUCACUCAGUAUCCAAAAAAAAUUCUCUCUCCCUAUUAUAUAACCACCCCCAGUGACUCAGUCCCCCUUUUAGGGUGCCUUUGUACCCAGUCUUUCUUUUCCAUCGCUAACCAAGCCCUCAGCCAGGAAGACUGGUUUCUGGAAAGGAGUAUCUUUUUUCAGUUUUAAGGCAGGGAUAGGGCAUUCAGAAAAAUCAUUUUUUAAAAAAAAAUCAAGAUCGCCAACUGACUAAAAAACAAACAGUCUGGCCUAUGUCUUUGACAAACACUUGACCAAUGUGAAUCCAGGCAUAAAGUUUUUAAUGGCAUGAAGGUAAAACGUUUUCACUUGCUAACAGCUAAAGAUCAAAGUGAUGUUAAAGGCACAGUUACAGGGGCCAGUUCAAAAGUUGGCAACCUACUUUAAAGGGCUUUGUGGGGGGAGGGAACUGGCAAAAGAAGCCCCUCUUCCCUUCUAACAGGUUCCUCUCAACUGGGAGGCACAUGGCAUAGUGGAGGGGGGAAAGGGAUGUUUGUCCCCAGAAAUGAACACUCCUUUGCUCUACCACAAGUGGACCACACCUGCCUCUGUGGUCACUUUCGGCUUCAGCAGCCAUGACCAGUCCGGUUAAUUUAUGGGGGAAAGUGUUAUUUUCAAUUUUUAAAAAUGCUGCUUUGUUCUAUGUAUGGUAAAUUCAUCUCCUCAAAAGUGAAUAUGUGUUUAUUUAAAAAUAGAGCCUGAACUGGGCAGUGUCUGGGAGACAAGACAGAGCAGGAGUUUUCAUUGCUUGCAGAAGAGUAAUGGUCUGUGUUAAUAAAGCAAUAACAAGGGUCUUAAUUUUUUUAAAUGUUUAUGUUGUGCUAAUCUGUGGUGUGUACCCUGCCUGUUCUCCCUUGAAAGGGGGAAGGGUUGAGGAGAGAAAUGGCAGUCCCAUAAAGUGCAUGCUCUUACCUGACAGAAACAUGGCAGCAGUCUCUGUCAAACAUUAUAAUCAGAAACUGAAAUAGAUCAAAUUAGCUUCUCCAUCACCACCUCAAGCUGAGACUUAUUUACUUCGCGAGGCCUGGAGCCUCUGGCUUUGUAUGUUUACAGGGGAGGAAUCGAUUGAGAAUUUCAGGAUCAGAUUCAUAACCAGCAUAGUAGCCCAUAUUCAGACAGCCAAAAGACUUGUAGAGAUCUGUUCCAUAGCUAGGGAUCCUAUGUUCCUGUUGGAUCCUGCUUAUGGAAAUCUUUAGAAAAAUUCCAUAGGAAACCCAAUCCAAUACAGCUUUAUCACAUAUACACACUCAUAAAAUAAUCCUAAAAAUCUUUAUAUUAACUGAAAAUUUGAAAUGGACCCAUCGUCUGUGAAGAGACCUUUUUUUAAAAAAGCCACUCACAUUCUGACAACAUGUGCACCAGUUUAUUACUACUUACUUCACAUGUAACCUUAAAUGUUGAGGAAAGGAGUAUGAAAAGGAUCUGUGUUGCCCUAAGAAUGGCUGGAAAAAGACUGAGGAAUUCAGAAAUGGAAGAUGGGUAGCCUUGAGAGGGAAUUCUUUGCCCUUCCAACCCCUGUCAAUUCUUCCUGGCAGCCAUCCCCACUUCCACUCUUAUAUUAUUUAUUUUAUUUUAUUUAUGUCCCGCCUUCCUCCAGCACAAAGUUGGGGUCAAGGUGGCUUCCAACAUCAAUCACAUAAUAAUAUACAAUUUAAAAAUCAGGUGUUAUAAUAAAAUUGAUUAGAUAAAACUCUCUUCAUUUAAAACAUAAUAAUCUAUUCCUUUAUCUCUUUGGACCUCCAAUGAUUAUGGUCAGAUGUGGUCAGGGGGGAUAAAAGUGAGAGAUCCAAAGGGGGGAGAGGAAGACAGGAGGGAGACCAGCUUAUGUGUAGACUAUGCUAUCCUCAACUAUAAGUCAGGCAGAACAUCUCUUCCUUACAGGCCCUGUGGAACUGAGCUAGGUCCUGCAAGGCCUGGGUCUCACUAGACAGAGAGUUCCACCCUGCCAGGGCCAGAGCCAUUAAAAAAACCCUGACCCUGGUCAAUUGUUAGGUCUUGGACCAAUAAGCAGACUCUAGAAAAAAGGAUCCAAAGUCUUUAUUGGGUUGGCAGCAAGCACUCAGCUUCAUAGCCAGUUCUGGCAAUCCUGGCUUUUACAGUAAUAUUAAUUCCCCUCUGAUUCCUUGGGACUCCCUCCUCCCUUCUUCCCAUAGAAUAUGAGAACAAUGAGGUGUGAAAGACUUUGUUUUCAAAGACAAGAAGUAUCCCAAGGCCAAAGUGGUAGUCUCCUGUUGGGCUGUGCCCGCGACCUCCAUUCCUCCCUCCUCCCUUCCAGAGUCCAAUGCAGAGGUAGCCUAGUUAUCUUCAUUACACAGGGCAUAGAAACAGAACAAAAGGUCCAUUAAUAUAUGACAGGUGUGGGUACAUAGAAGGUCAACAUUUGCACCCUUGCCCCAGCAGAGCUGAUUCCUCUAAGCCCAGAUGUGCCUCUUGGCACCUCUGUGUCUACUGUCGGGAGGGGGCAGGUACAACUCCUGACAUCAAUGAUAGCAGGAUAACUCAGACCAGGGACCACCAGGAGAUUAUUACCCUGAGAGCAUAAACACUCACUGGGGGAUAUACCAGGACAAACAUGAGGUUGCAAGCCUGUGCUCAUCUUGUACUGUGUAAUUCAAUUCUGAGAGCCAUGUACACUCAAAGAAGAGGGCAGGAUCAAAAUCCCAAUCAUACAAUCCUAAGAUUGCUUCAUUGGAAGCAAGUCCUAUUCUCCAGUGAUGCUUGGGUAGGGAAAAGUGCCUCCAUUUGGUUGCAGGUAGUAUCAUCUUGCAAAGACACCAAGAGUGGUAGCUUCUCUCAGAAACCCCUGGCUAACCUUCCCCAGUUAGCAGUAUACAGGGGCUGUAUGAAGGUCUAGUCAGAUCUCUGAAAUGUACAAGUUUAUGACAUUUUUCCAAACCUAGCAGAAACUGCGUUGGGAGAGAGAAUGUCAGAGCUGCAUGAAACUAUUAUUUUACUUUAGGUUUAAGUUCAUCAGUUUGGAUCCAUCAGGUUCCUAUCUUUGACAGAUUUCUCAGAGGUUUGCAUACAUGUCCCUAUACUUCCUUUUCACAGUAAGCUUCUGUGCUUCAUCUAACCUAACUAGCACUUCCAAUUUUGGACUUCAUUAUUAUCCUCCCAUCCUGAUAGCUAUGGCUGCUGCUGCAUUUUUACAAUGAAUAACAGUGUUUCUAUCUAUAGUCAAGAUUUUCAUCCUUUCAAAGUGCCAUAAAUGUCUCAGCUGUGAUCUGCUACUUCCAGGACCAUGGGUGUAUAAACAGCUUCCUCACUCUGAAUGAUAGAAUAUCUUGUUAAUGGGAGGAUGAAACAAGAACAAAGGCUUGAUGAAUCAAAUCUUAUUACAGACUCAUGUGGCAUGAACAAAGUUAACCCAUUUGUUGGGCAUGCUGGUAUCCUAUCAGGAUGUCAUUCCUUGGGUAAGGGUCCAUUUAAGACUGCUUAGAGUCUUCUCUUGCCUUUUCAGGAUCAGAUUGUCUGGCAACCUCACCUGAUCCUAUAUCAGAAGUAAAUCAAGUGAUUCACUGGUGCCUCAAAUUAGUUUAUUUGUCUUCAAGAAGCCUGUUCAUGAACCCUCUUUAUGUCAGUGUCUUGAGCUACAGAGCUCACAUUCAAGAUCAGCUCAGUAAAAUAACAUUGUCUAAGUCAGAAGCCAAAGAAAAGCUGGAGAUGAGGGCAGUCCAGCUACAUCUUGCAGCAUGUCUAAAUUGCUCCCAAGGGCAUAAACAUUCUAAUGCAUCCAGGCAAGUAAUAUGACAGAAAAUAACAAACAGAAAGGCCUAUCAUGCUACUUUGAUCCAUGAAAGUAGAAUACAGCAUUAGAGCUUUGAACACAAUCACAGAUUGGGCAAAACAAUAAAUUCUCAAGGAACUGGAAUGGGUACUGCAAUCAGAUUUUGUUCAGAUCACCCAACGAUUGAAAGGAUCUUGGUUGGAUUCUCUGAAACCAUUAGCUCUACCUUUUCUCUGCAACAAAAUGGUCCUUAGAUAUGGUUAUGUGACUGACCAACGAGACCUUUUGUACCUUUUCUCCCUUCAGGAAGAUACCUAGAGUCACCCAAAAGAUCUGAGAAUAAUGGUUGAAAGUACUUCUGAUGGCUUCAUAGAGCCCAGAGGUCAUGAUUUUCAGAUUUUCUCAGAAUGUUCAUAGCAACAUCUUCCUUCCUGACUGAAAUUUUUGACCCAGGAUAUAAUAUCACACACUCAUGUGCACAUUCCACAACAGUGUGCAAGUUGAGUGGCAGCAACUGGGCAUGCAAAGCUAUUCAGAGGGUGUCUUUUAAAAAAUAAGAUUCAUUAUUAUUUUUUAACAUUUGUUUUGGCCCUGAAAUUGUAAGGUCAGAUUAUCAGAUUCUUGGUCAUGCUGGAUACUGUUUUAUCCAUGAAAUGCUAAGCAAAAAUGCCACAGCAAGCUACAGAAUGCUCCAAAUUUACACUAUUGGGACAAGGGGGAGAAGCCCCUUAACUAUUUGGAAGAACUCAGCUGGAUGGUUAUAUACAGAUGUGCACACAUGAUGCUGCCUUAUAAUGAAUCAGACCACUGAUUCAUAUCACCUGCUAUGAAAUGUUUUAACUGAAGAUCCUGAAAGUCAAACCUGGGACCUCCUGCAUGCCAAGCAGAGGUUUUACCACUGAACCAUGGUCUCUCCCCAGAUGCAACACUUGUAGAGAACUAAUGCCUCUUUCCUAACAAUAUUGUAACAGAGCAGUCAUCACAGUGUGCAGUUAUUCAUUCAUUCAUUCAUUCAUUCAUUCAUUCAUUCAUUCUAUUUAAAGGCCUCCUUUCCUCUUACAAGCUCAGGGUAGCUUCCAACAUAAAACAGAAGAAAAUCCAUACAAUGUCUCAAUAAGCCUAUGGUAAUCUAAUAUUAUUUCUACCAGAUGGUGUUAAAAACUCAAACUUAUUGAUGAAAACAGAUUAAUUUCCCUCACUUCUCAUUUCACACAGAAUCAGAAAAGAAGAAAAAACAAGAUACAGGCAUAACGCAAGAAAAUGGCACCUGGUGCAAGAACUAAUAUUGCACCCCCAGCCCCCCCCCCCCCAAAUUGUGCCCUCUCCUCAAAACUGGGUAGGAGAGGAAGAGAACUGACAAGACAACAAGCCGGUGGAGGGAGAGUGCGAGGCAGCAGGAGAGCAAGCUGGCGAACAGGAAAGUGAGGAGGGUGAGCAAGCGGGUGGGAGAGUGUGGCAGGAGGACAAGGUGGCAUUGUGCAGCCACUGGUGGAAAGGCCAUCCUCCCAACAUUCCACCCACUCCUCCUCCUGCCUUCCUCCAACCCAGGAGCAAGUUGGUGAGGCAGCGGUAGAUUGCCAUGAGCUGCCUCUCUGGCCCAGCCCAACACUCUCCACUCCCGCGGCUGCCAGCUUUCAGGCCCCCAACAGCUACUUGGCCUGGUGGGGCAGUGCUGAGUUGCCAUAUGCUGCCUCACAUGCCCAGCACAACUCUCUCCCCUCCUUCACCUGCCUUCUUCCUGGCCCCCAACAGCCACCCAGGUGGGCAGGACAAUGCCGAGUUGCCAUGCAGAAGAAGCAAAAGGUAACCGGGGGGUGGGGUGGAGAAGGUGGGCAGGCAGGAAAAGCAGCAACCUUCCCACCAGCCUGGUCAGUCCUCUGCCAGCCUCCCCCUCCCCCUAUCUAGAUCCCAUUUUAUUUUAUUUUAAAAUGGGCUUUAUUGCUAGUUUAAAUGUUUUUCUGUAUUACAAAUAUUUAAGUGUGGCCAUUUCAGUCUCUACAAAAUAAUAUCAAAAAAUCCACUUCCACCUCGAUGGAUUUAUUUACCAAAUAUGUUCUUUCAUAGACUCUUACUGCCUUUUAAGAUGUCCUGUUAAGACUUCUUGUAUAAACAUUCUACCAGCUAGUUUCUCUACCUUGCAGCUAACCAGUAUCUAAUGAAGCUUACAAAAGUUUAUGCAUUCUAAAUUUUAAAAAUUCAUAUUAAAGAGACAACCAGAUUUUCUUAGUAUUAGUUUUUCUGUUAUUGGCAUAAGGUUUUGGGCUUAGCUCCUUUCUAAAAAUUUUGUCAGAAUCUUGUGAUAGGAGGAUUCAUUUUUAAGCAUCUGGAUCAAUCUGGGAAUCCUCCCCAUUGGUGUCUUUGUAAGCUGACCCUAUCUGUGACCAACAGGACAUGAUUUCCCAAGUGCCACUGAGAAUUCACCAUUAAUACCAAAUCCCUCUUACUUCUCAAUUCAGGUGCAUACUAGUAUGUGACCACCUGGCAAUGAAUCAUAUGGAGAAAUUGCGUAAUCUAUUGGGACAAGAGGAGAUAAGGACUGUGCUGCUAGAAAAAUGAAUCUGUUAUCUCAGCUGCGGUUGUGCAGUGCCAGCCUUCAUUGUAGGAGACAUUCAAUGUGUCUCCUAUUUGAAGGUAGCUCUGCCAAUUUGGAACUAUACAGAUACCAACCAGCUUACAUUAUGUGAGGCUCUUACUCUGAAUUUAUAACAGCACAAACAACUUUGCACUACCAACUAGAUCCCAUCCUUCCUUCAAAAUAUAGAUUUGUUGCUUGCAUUUUUGUUUCACGACACAAGUAAAAGGCUUCUGGCCUAGGAGAGGAGUUACCAUGACAACUGAGAACUUGGUUAUCUUUAGAGAAUAUUUUGUCUCUCCCUUUUAAUUAUUUACUAAUGGUUUUGAAGAAGAAAAACGAAGCAUCUAUUUCUACCCAGAGAGUGAGUUGUUACAACAUGACAUAAUUGGUUACUUUUUCAAAAGGGAUUUGGGCAUAUUAGGUCAGAGUGGGAUUUCUGCUCUGUAUUUGAGGGGGUCUACUUAUGCCUGGUUGAUUUUGUUUUUCACAGAGGCUCUCUUUCUAGUCCCUUUACAAGGAAAGUCAUAUGAAAAUGCAGAUCCCUUGUUUUUGUGCUCAUGUGGGAAUUUCUUAGAUCUCUGAAGGUACUAUGGAAGGGUAGAGGUCUCAGUAGAAAUUCUUCCCAGUAUUGUGAGGUAAACAAAACAAAACACAAGGAGACAAAUGCACUUUGUGUAGAAAGUUUUGAACAUUAAAGUAUUGCCUUUUGACAGGA